CAGACCUCACUUCCGCUUGUGCAGCAGCCAUUUUGUCUUUCCGUUGAUCCUGCUGCCCGAGCUUCUUCCUCCCACCCGUCGCCGCGGACCGCGAAACUCCAGUUCCACCCCCUGGGGCCUGACUCCGUCUAGACCCGACGGCUUAAAGCUUCUCCCCUGCUUUUUUCCCCUUUGACCUUUUCCUACCACUCUCGCCCCCCACCCUGUUUUUCCCAUUCCCUCGCCCAGGUUCGUCUUCUUUCUAACACCUGUGACAGGAGACGCUUUACCUCCCUUCCACCUUCUCCGCAAGAGAGUUCUCAGGCGCCUUCAGCCCUGAGGGACCCCAAGUACUAACCUCCCCCGCUCAGCACCACCCUAGAAGUAGCGGAAGACCCUCGUCGGAGCUCCCUCCCUCCGUCUCUUAAACGGCUGCGCUGUCCUCCCUCCCUCCCGGGCUUAGGGAGGGGGGAGACAGAGAAGCGAGGAGUAAAACGGAGUGAGUGAGGGACGGGGAGAAAUCCCUUGCCUGCCCGCCGACCCUCUCCUGCCUCUGCCUGGCCAUGUCGAGCGAGGAGAGCUACUUGGCUAUCCUGCGCUACCUGACCAACGAGCGCGAGCCUUACGCGCCGGGCACCGAAGGCAACGCCAAGCGCAAGAUCCGCAAGGCGGCCGCCUGCUACGUGGUGCGCGGGGGCACCCUCUACUACCAGCGCCGGCAGCGGGACCAGCAGCGCUUCGCCGAGCUCGAGGUGGUGCUGCAAGCCGAGCGCCGCGCCCGCCUCAUUCGAGCCGCCCAUCUGGAGCCCGACGGCUCCCACCGGACCCGCCUGCAGACAUGGCAGCGCCUCUCCAAGCGCUACUGGUGGCGAGGUAUUCUAAAGCAGGUUAAAGAUUACAUUAAGGAAUGUAGCAAAUGCCAGGAAAAAUUAGAUCGUUCCAGAUCCUUGUCUGAUCCUUCUGAAAUGCUGGAAGAGCUAGGAUUAGACACAAUAUCUCAUGAAGAUAGUAAUGAAACAGAUGAUGAAUUAAGUAACUCAGCAUCACUCCCUGCAGCUUCACCAAAACCUGUGAAAAAGAAACCAAUCGCCAAACACGAGCUUGUUUUUGUUGAUAGUAAAGGUCUUGUGAAACAGUCUUCUCCAAAGCAUUCUCUGUCAGUUUUAAAUCAACUGAAUCAGCAGCGGCUUUCCAAUCAGUUCUGUGAUGUCACUUUGCUUAUUGAAGGAGAAGUAUACAAAGCACACAAAUCUAUUUUGGCAGCUAACAGUGAGUACUUCAGAGAACUUUUCAUCGAAAAGGGAGCUGUUUCCAGUCAUGAAGCUGUGGUGGAUCUUUCAGGAUUUCGUAAGGCCAGUUUCCUUCCUUUGCUAGAAUUUGCUUAUACCUCAGAGUUGACAUUUGAUUUUUGUAAUAUGGCAGCAGUAGCCGAGCUGGCUCAACAUCUCCUCAUGACAGAAGUCCUGGAAAUAUGUGAAAAUGUGCACAAGCAAAUGGAGGAUAAACAAAUCACAGUGUACCAAAAAGGAGAUGUUCAGAUUGUUGAGGUAGCUCAGAAUCUUUUAGAGCAGAAUGAAAGUGAGGUAGCUCAGAAUCGUUCAGAGCAAAAAGAAAGUGAAGUGAACCUAGUGGACAGCACUGAGCAGCCUUUACCUACAGAAGAUGUAGUAGCAACUGUGAAUGGAACAUGUUCGAGCAUGGAUGUAGAAGAGAUGACUACCCCAGAGGCUGCACUGCAAACUGCUUCAGAGUCUCUUGUGGACAAUCCUCUAGAGUCUCUAGUGCAUUCUACUAAUAUAGAAACAACUGAAAAUGAAGAAAAAAACCAAAUAGUGGAAUGUACCACAAAUCAAACUAUUUCUGUGGUGCAGUCAGAGCCUCCAGCAGCAGAGCAAGUAGUUAUCAGCACUCAGGCAGAAGCUGAUUCUGAUCAGAACGUUAUCAGUGAAAAAAAUGUGAGCAGUGAAGCAAAUGCAGAUGCUGUCACUGAGGAUUCUCAGGAAGGACUUAAGCGAAAACGUGGUAGGCCAUGUAAAACACAAAGCAUUUCACAGUCACAGUCGGAGACUUCAGUUUCCAGUCAAGAUGAUACGUACAAAAGCAAGCUUCGUCAACGUUCUGUUAGUGAGGGCGGCUACAUCAAAUUGCACAAGGGUGUUGAAAAAAAACUACAAAAUAGAAAGCCAGCACCCAAAUCAGCUAUCCAGCAGGUUGCCAUGAAACUAGUGCAAAGAGGCAAGAAGAUGAAGCAGCCCAAGAGAGAAACUACAGAAGGCAAUGAGAGUGAAACGCAACAUAAAUGCAAUGACUGUGGAAUGGUUUUUCAGAGGCGUUAUGCUCUUAUAAUGCACACACUGAAGCAUGAAAGGACAAAACAUUUUAAAUGCCCACUGUGCAAAAAAGAAUUUCAGUAUGGUGCCUCACUGCGAGCUCACCUUGUUCGUCAUACUCGAAAAAAUGAAGUUACUGUUGCAACAGCUAGUAUAGAAGACAGUGGUGCAGCUGUGAAGGGCAGAACUAAACGAGAGUUUAUCUGUGAUAUAUGUGGAAGAAGUUUACCUAAACUCUACUCUCUGAGAAUCCAUAUGUUGAAACAUACAGGUGUAAAGCCACAUGCAUGUAAGAUUUGUGGGAAGUCAUUUACCUACAAACAUGGUUUAAAGAUGCACCUUGCUCUCCAUGAGGCACAGAAGCAGUUUAAAUGUGAAUUGUGUGAUAAAUCCUUUGUCACAAAAAGAAGUCUUCAGGAGCAUAUAAGUAUUCACACAGGAGAAUCAAAAUACUUUUGUUCACACUGUGGAAAGUCUUUCCAUAGAGCUUCAGGACUUAGUAAACACAUAAAGAAACACCAGCCCAAACCUGAAAUUCGUGGAUAUCAAUGUACUCAAUGCGAGAAAAGUUUCUAUGAGCCUCGAGAUCUCCGACAGCAUAUGAACAAGCAUCUUGGGGUAAAACCAUUCCAGUGCCAAUCUUGUGGAAAGUGCUAUAGCUGGAAGAAAGACUGGUAUUCUCAUGUGAAGUCCCAUUCUGUUACUGAUCCUUACAGAUGCAAUGUGUGUGGCAAAGAAUUCUAUGAGAAAGCUUUGUACAGAAGGCAUGUCAAGAAGGCCACUCAUGGGAAGAAAGGGAGAGCAAAGCAAAAUUUGGAACGUAUUUGUGAACACUGUGGGAGAAAAUUCACUCAGCUUCGGGAGUACAGAAGACACAUGAACAACCAUGAAGGUGUUAAGCCCUUCGAAUGUCUGACUUGUGGAGUGGCCUGGGCUGAUGCACGUUCUUUAAAGCGCCAUGUAAGGUCGCAUACUGGAGAGAGGCCUUAUGUUUGUCCAGUAUGCAAUGAAGCCUACAUAGAUGCCCGUACCUUAAGGAAGCAUAUGACCAAGUUUCACCGGGAUUAUGUCCCUUGUAAAAUUAUGCUGGAAAAGGACACACUUCAGUUUCAUAAUCAGGGGACACAAGUGGAACAUGCCAUCAGUAUUUUAACAUCUGAUGUGCCGGAACAAGAAACAGAGGUUUGUAGUGAAGAGAUUGAGACAGUAGUAGUGACUGAAGAAACACUUGAAGCUGUUGCAGCUACUGAAGAGUGUACAACAGUUUCGACACUUUCUGACCAAAGUAUCAUGCAGGUUGUCAAUUAUGUAUUGGCACAACAACAAGGACAGAAAAUGGCUGAGGUCACAGAAGCUAUUCAAACUGUUGAAGUAGAGGUAGAACAUGUUUCUGAUCAGGACUGAAUACAAACGUUCAUAAAUGAGGAAGGUGACCUAGGUGAAGCAGCAUGCAAUUAUCAAAGUAUUAACUGUCCUGACCGGUUGGAUUUUUACAGUAAUACAGUAGUUCCAGAAUGCUGUUCGGAGUUUCUUGAAUAUAUAAUACCAACUUCUGUAAUUUAAAAUAAAAAGUGAAGACUUUCAGUAUAAGCCACAGACUUGUACUAAGACUA
Molecule: messenger RNA, 3922 nt
Organism: Rhineura floridana
Lineage: Eukaryota; Metazoa; Chordata; Lepidosauria; Squamata; Rhineuridae
Gene: ZBTB11
Product: zinc finger and BTB domain containing 11
Exons: 11
Coding region: 543-3713 (1056 amino acids)
Cellular component (GO): nucleus
Molecular function (GO): protein binding
Source: RefSeq, a predicted model, not a curated record